This is a messenger RNA of Brassica rapa (field mustard), 3105 nucleotides long. RefSeq lists its product as uncharacterized. The record is from RefSeq and is a predicted model, not a curated record. NCBI's taxonomy places the organism in Eukaryota, Viridiplantae, Streptophyta, Magnoliopsida, Brassicales, Brassicaceae.
GUUCGCGAGACCAAAAACAAAAUUCAUUAUUAACAGCAAAAAAAAAAAAAGGUCAGAUCCCUAAAAAUCGAACCCGACCAUGGUCUUUCAUGUAGCUUGUCCAAUCACUUGCCGGAAAAUUUGUGACUGCUUGUUGGGGUUUCCUCGGAAUCUUCAUGUCAAAGAAGUCAAGGAUGUGUUCCUCAACGACAUCCACUCUCUCCAAAACUUCUUGCCAGACCCCUGGGAUGCUGGUGGUGUUUUCAAGGACGGUACCGUUCAGAUCCACGUGCCUAGAGAUGUUGUUGCGGUUGGGGAGGACUCGGAGGUGAAGGUUGAGGCAUCGACGCAAGGCAAACGCAAUGUGGUGCUGCUGAAGAAGAAGAAGGUAGCUGAGGAUUCUACUGCGAAUCCUGACUCUGACAACUUAAUGGUUCCUGUCACGGAGAUCAAUGGAGAAGACCAUGACCAUCACGGUGCAAGUAUUACGUGUCACAUGUGCUAUAUGUUUGAAGUUGGGAAGAGUGAGAGAGCAAAGAUGCUUUCUUGCAAAUGCUGUGGGAAGAAGUAUCAUAGAAGCUGUUUGAAGACUUGGACUCAACAUAGAGAUUUAUUUAAUUGGAGCUCUUGGGCUUGCCCCUCUUGCCGAACCUGUGAGGGAUGUGGAACUUCAGGGGAUCCAAAGAAGUUGAUGUUCUGCAAAAGAUGUGACGAUGCUUAUCAUUGUGAUUGCCAACAACCUCGACACAAGACUGUUGCUUCUGGACCAUAUCUGUGUCAUAAACACACCAAAUGUUACAGCUGUGGGUCUAAAGUCCCUGGGAAUGGCCAGAGCUUACGGUGGUUUUUGGGCCAUACUUGCUGUGAUGCUUGUGGAAGACUGUUUGUUAAGGGAAACUAUUGUCCUGUAUGUUUGAAGGUUUACAGGGACUCGGAAGCAACACCAAUGGUGUGUUGUGACUUCUGCCAGCGCUGGGUUCAUUGCACCUGUGAUGGAAUCAGCGAUGAGAGAUAUAUGCAGUUUCAAGUGGAUGGGCAUCUUCAAUACAAAUGUUCUACUUGUCGUGGAGAAAGCUACCAGAUCAAGGAUCUUGAGGAUGCUGCACAGGAAAUCUGGAAGCGAAAAGAUAACGAUGAAAAAGAGCUGAUUGCUAGCCUGAGAGCUAGUGCACUAAGGAAAACUGGUGGUGCCCCUCUUAUCAAUCAGCCUGGUUCUGUCCAAAGAAAAGUUGCUGAAAAAGUUGUGGUCAGUGGUGAAGAAGAGAAGCCAUUGAGAGUUGUCAGGAUAAAAAGCAGAAGGCAUCAGGAUUCAGAUAAUGAGAAACACUCUUCAGAGCCGAACCCUGUGAAGGCAAAGAAACUGGUGAUAAGAAGUAUAGGCCCUCGAAAGGCAGAAGUUACAAACCCGAUGAGCUGCGAUGUAUCAAAGCAUGCCUCCAAAUCCAACGGAAAGCAUGGGGAAUUAGAAUCAGAAGAAACGACUUCAGAGCAACAACGGAGCUUGUUAGGAAAGUGUAACGAAGAAAAGAGAGUGUCUCAAGAUGAGGUGGACACUUGUAAGGUUAGAGGAGAUAUAAAUGGUGGACAACAAGGGGAGUUGCAGAGAGAUUCAAGACCAUUGCUGAAACUGAAAAUAAAGAAGCAUAAUCCGGAGAGCCAAGAACAACGAGAAGCACCAAGGAUUGUCUACGAGAGAAGUAAGUCUAGGAAAGGGCAUAGGUCUAAGAGAAAGAGAGGAUCACCUCCAACAGCUGAAAAAUCAGGGUUCAACGAAGAUGAAGAUGUGUCACUUUCACGUGAAGAGAGUUUGUUGGAUGCUAGUUGGAUUCUGAAGAAAUUGGGUGAGGAUGCAAAAGGCAAAAAAGUUCAAAUACACGAUGACUCAGAUGAUUCAUGGGAGAAAGGAGUGGUGAGUGAAGUAGCAGGAGAUGGAGGGGCAUCGAAGUUAACGGUGACGCUUGAGAAUGGAGAAGUAAAGACAGUGGAGCUAGGAAAGCAAGGGGUUAGAUUCAUUCCUCAGGAGCAAAAGAGGACGAGGACGUGAGGAAGCUUUAUCCACAUUUGGAACAACAUUCAACUUCUUUAGAUUAUGUUUGUAGAAAAAAAAACAUUUUGAAACGAGAUUAGCUCCCUUUUUCUUUUACUUAUUAGGCUAAACGUGACUAGACUAGCUUCUUAUUUGCAUCUGUGAUAAAAUACACAGUGAAAGAAAUGGUUGGUAUUUGGUAUAAGAUUUUUCAAAAGAUUUACAUGUUAAGAGAGAGACAUACGUUAAGGUAACCAUUCCAAAAAGCUAUCAGUCUAUCUCGUUGGAACUCUUAUUGGGCCUAUCAUUUAUGCCAUUGGGCUUGAAUUUGUACAACUAAGCUAGUGGAAUACAAAAGUGAACCCAACACAAAGAUGUAUUCGGACAUUGCCACACGAAAAGUAACAGACAUGAUACAAGAAAGACGACACAGACAGUUUUUCCGAAAGGACAUAUACGGUAAUAAAUAUUCGAAUAAAUUAUUAAUUUUAUGUGUCGGUCCAACAUUAACUACAGUGUAACGGUAGCUGCUAGAACAGGCAGACAUCAUAUGAUUGCAUACAAUAAAAGUUAAAACUGAGAGGAUAACUCGUGACGAAAGCAAUCUUCUUAUCUCUUCUCUAACCAAAUCUAUCUUUACGUUAUUUCAUUUCCUGUUAGAUACUCUCUCUCUACAAGGCCAAUACAAAAAAAGAAAAUUGCGAUCUGCGUUAACCUGAAAAAAGGAUGUUGCAGCUGUUUUUCACGAUAGCGUUCUCGGCGGCGCCGUUAACGUUGUACAUACCGCCGAUAAGAUGUUUGACGAUGUUCGUGGAGACGAUGGAGGAGAUGGGAAUGGAAGGUAGGGUUUAUAGCAGGAGAGUCUUCCCUCGCGCCAGAAUUGCUUGGUCUCGUCUUCUUGAUUGCUUCUUCUCCUCUUCUUCUACUCGCCGUGCUUAAUUUAAUUGCUUGUAUGUCUCUUUCUCUGUAUAUAUUCUCAUGUUUACUUCCUUGAUCACGAUUUGGGAUAAUUCAAGAUGAUGAUGAUGAGGAUAGAGAGACUUAAAGAGUUCUUUGUUCUUGAUUUUUUUUAAUAAUUAGAGAUGGAUUUGUUGAGUGUC